This is a messenger RNA of Trypanosoma cruzi, 1284 nucleotides long. RefSeq lists its product as uncharacterized. NCBI's taxonomy places the organism in Eukaryota, Euglenozoa, Kinetoplastea, Trypanosomatida, Trypanosomatidae. The transcript has a single exon. The record is from RefSeq and is a predicted model, not a curated record. The coding region runs from base 1 to 1284 and encodes 427 amino acids. Gene Ontology annotation, molecular function: protein binding.
AUGAGUGAGGUGUGGGAGCACACAGAUAGUUCGUUUCGUAGUCCUGAUGCAAACGCACCGCCCCAGCAAGCGCGCCGCACGUCCAUUUCCAACAGUAGUGACAAAGAUAUGGAGGUCGGCUCCGUCGCCGUGAGUGUGUCGAUUGCCGGUUCUGCCUCGGUGAAGCGAAAUGCGGCGAUGAUCCCGUUUUCUAUGGUGCCCGAUGAUGACGAUGAUACGGAGAGUGAAAGCACGAGUAGUUUUGAAGGCAGCGAAGACGAUGAUGGAGAUGCGGGCGCAUCCCACAGUAUUAGAAGUAGUGGUGGUGGUGGUGGCAAUGGUUUGCCACAUAAGCGUGGAGGCGCAGACUCCACAGCGUUGUGCCUGAAAGACACCGACUCAUGGAGGUCCGAUUCCAGAGCGAGCGAUGAGGAGGGAGUGGAAUACCGCACGGGGGCCAAAGAAGCUUGUGGCAAUACCACAGAGAAGAAAGAAGGCGUGUACUUCCAGCAGUGCAGCCCGUUGGUGGAUACAGCAAACGCGUUUCUACCACUUCAAGGCAGGUUCCGAUUGUGGGAUUUUCCCCGUUUAUUUUUUCGUAUUUUAUUCUUUUGCGAUUGCUACACGGUUUGCAGCGCGAUGUUGGUGUGCAGGCGAUUCCAUCAAAUUGCCACGCACGAUACGGUCUGGAGGAAUAUUCUUAACAGCAUGAAUCUACAGCCGCUUCUUGAAUUGCCCAAGACACCAACGCAGGAUUACUACCAAUACUUCCUGGAAGAAGUCAUCACUACAAGGGCCCUUCAUGGCCAGUACUUAUUUAGGGCAGUAUCUCCAGAAGAAACGUGGUAUGGUAUUGAAGGGACCGGAGGCAAGGGCAGCGCGAAGAAAAAUGCGCCGCAGCAUUCUCCGAUUUUUGACGAUUCCCACUAUCCCAUCAAUAUGGCGAUGCUGCUCAUUUCUCCUGCCUCGCUCGGUCAAAUGAACCACCCGAUUGGUCGAAUGCAGCUGCUCAUAGAGUACAAGGACAAGAGAAAAGAGAAUAUUGAGGGCAUAGCCCGUUUUUCGUGGCACCGUAGAUGUUUUGUUUUUUGUUGCAGUUCAAAUGUCCCAGGGGUACGUGGCCAAGUUUUUACAGUGGCCAUCAGCACCGCACGGAAGCCGUGGUACAACCAGUCGAUGGAGCAGUUUGAGGCGCACAAGGGCGGCCUUCGCUUCAUUAUGACACCUGUGCUCUUGGAGGGUGCUAUCCCGGGAUCGAGAAUCACGGAGAUGGACGUUGUUAGCGUUAGUUGCCCACGGACGUAG